Messenger RNA from Beta vulgaris subsp. vulgaris (sugar beet), 1840 nucleotides. RefSeq names its product alcohol acyltransferase 9. NCBI's taxonomy places the organism in Eukaryota, Viridiplantae, Streptophyta, Magnoliopsida, Caryophyllales, Amaranthaceae. The coding region runs from base 257 to 1666 and encodes 469 amino acids. Gene Ontology annotation, molecular function: acyltransferase activity, transferring groups other than amino-acyl groups. The record is from RefSeq and is a predicted model, not a curated record. The transcript is spliced from 2 exons.
ACUUAAAAUUUGUGGCAAAAAUCACCCCUACCCUUCUCCCAAGGUGCUCAUUAGUCUCUAUCCCCUUCUUCUUACAGUAUUAAGUGGAAUCUCAUCGUACAUGACAUGAGCAUAUCCACCUCUAGAUUUCCCUCUACAAAUAAUUAACCUUCCUCCAUCUCUUUCAACUAACUCUCAACCUUCUUCAAAUCUUCUCCCUCUUUUAUUUUCUUUAUUUCCUCCCAAAAAAUAAGGUGCAAAAUAAAAUCAACUAACCAUGACAGCAGACAACAAGAAAUCCCCAGAAAUUCCAGAUUGUUGUUACUAUCCAAACAAUCCCUUAUUAAUCACCCCAAAUCUUCCAACUCCUAAACAUUCACUUUAUCUCUCUAAUCUUGAUGAUCAAAAGUUCCUUAGAUUUUCCAUUAAAUACCUUUUCUUGUAUGAGAAAAGUGUUUGUGUUGAAAGUUUAAAGAUUUCUCUUUCUAAACUUCUUACUGAAUACUACCCUUUAGCUGGGAGAUUAAGAGCUCAAGAUGUUGUUAAUCAUGAAAAUAAUAAUAAUAAUAAUGAUCAUCAAAAGCUUGUUGUUGAUUGUAAUGGUGAAGGUGCUUUUUUUGCUGAAGCUUUUCUUGAUUACACUGUUGCUGAAUUUUUGGAGUUUUCUGGUAAGCCAAACAAGUCCUGGAGAAAAUUACUCUACACAGUUGAUGCUCUUACCUUCUUGGAUGUUCCUCCUCUUGUUGUUCAGGUAACUAACCUCAGGUGUGGUGGAAUGAUCUUGUGCACAGCCAUCAAUCAUUGCCUAUGUGAUGGCAUUGGCACAUCACAGUUUCUAAAUGCAUGGGCCCACAUCACUACCAAUCCCAAUUCUGAUUUACCAAUCCAGCCAUUUCAUAGCCGAUACGUGUUGAAACCCAGAAUCCCACCACAAGUUACCUUUACUCAUCCUGUAUUUACCAACUUUAUCCCACAAAUAGGAGAAAAUUCCCAUUUUGCCCUCAAUAAAUUUCUACAAUCUCAACCUCUUAUUGCUACAUCUAUAACAUUUAAUCCCUCUCAAAUCCUUAACCUAAAAAAGAAAAUUGUUCCAUCUCAAAAAUGUACCACAUUUGAAGUUCUUGCAUCUCACACAUGGCAAGCUUGGGUUAGAUCAUUAAACUUAUUACAUUUGAUUAAUGUUAAGCUUCUUUUCUCUGUUAACAUUAGGAAAAGAAUUGAACCACAAUUACCACAAGGGUAUUAUGGGAAUGGAUUUGUGCUUGGAUGUGCUGAAACAAGUGUAAAAGAUUUGGUCACAAAAAACUUAUGUCAUGGUGUUAAGUUGGUGCAACAAGCUAAAUCUUGCUUGAAUGAUGAUUAUAUAAGAUCCAUGAUAGAUUUGUUGGAGGAUAAAAAGGUAAGAACAGAUCUUUCUGCAACAUUGGUAAUUUCUCAAUGGUCUAGAUUUGGUUUAGAAGAUGUAGAUUUUGGCUCAGGAAAACCGCUGCAAAUGGGUCCUGUAGCUAGUGACAUAUACUGCUUAUUUCUUCCUGUAGUUAAUGAUCCUGAGUCUGUGAGAGUUUUGGUAUCAUUGCCUCAGAAUAUGGCCGAAAAGUUUGAGUUUUACAUGACUCAGUAUUUGGAUUGUGACCAAAAUAUCCAAAUAAAUGGAUAUCAUAACCAAGAAAGAAUGAUACUUGUGUAACAUGGGAUGUGUAUGGUGAAGCAGUGGUGAUUUUAUGUAUGGAUGAUGAUUCUGAUGAGUAUUCUACAAACUUUUAAGAUAGAUGACUUCAAUUAUUAGAUUAGGUGUUGAGUCUCAUGCUAGAAUCUAUCAUGAUCUAUGUUGCUCAGACACUGAUUAUUGAAUAUCUACUCG